AUGAUGAUUAUUAAGAUAUUUAGAAGUGAAAAAAUAUUAUUUGCACUCUCAAGUUACGUUGAAUAAAACAUUGGUAGAUUUUAUUUGGAAUCUCCAAACACAACUAUGGAAAUAUUAUAUAAUGACUCUGAUGUUACAACUCCUAUUAUAUUUGUACUAUCCUAAGGAGCAGAUCCAACAUCACAGAUAUUAAAAUUCGCAAAGGAAAGAAACUUUGAAGAAAACUUAGCUAUUAUCUCUUUGGGUCAAGGUUAAGGAAAGAUUGCAACCAAACAAAUUAAUGAUGCUACCACAACGGGAGGUUGGGUGUUAUUAUAAAAUUGUCAUUUGGCAAGGACAUUUAUGCCAGAUUUAGAAAAAUUGGUGGAUGAUAUUACAGCCAAGAAAUAAACAGUAAACCCUAGUUAUAGGUUGUUCUUAACUUCAAUGCCUGCUUCAUAUUUCCCUGUAAGUAUACUUCAAAAUGGAAUUAAAUUAACAACAGAACCACCUCGAGGUUUGAAGGCAAAUCUGAAGAGAUCUCUUUAAGAUAUUUCUAAUGAAUUCUUGGAUACUGCUGCUAAACCAGAGAUCUAUCAUAAAUUGGUUAUGGGAUUGUGCUAUUUCCAUGCCAUUAUUUAAGAAAGAAAGAAAUUCGGUCCUUUGGGAUGGAAUAUCAAAUAUGAAUUUAAUGAUAGUGAUCUUGAUACUUCAAAGACAGUCAUUAAGAUGCUUUUAGGCGAAAAUGACACUGUACCUUGGGAUGCCAUGUUGUAUGUCAGUGGUAAUAUCAACUAUGGAGGUAGAGUAACUGAUGAUUGGGAUAGAAGAUGUUUGAUGACCAUUUUGAGGAAAUUCAUAUGCAAUGAGGUCUUGGAUGAUAACUAUGUCUUUUGUGAAAAUAACAUAUACAGAAUACCUGAGAAAAAUGUAGUUGAAGAGUAUAUUAAAUAUGUUGAAUCUUUACCCAUGACUGAUGAUCCUGCAGUUUUUGGUAUGCAUGAAAAUGCCAAUAUUACAUUCCAAUAAAGAGAAAGCGACUCAAUCCUAGAAACUAUCUUGUCUAUAUAGCCAAGAGAAGGCGGAGGAUCAUCAGAAAAAACACCUGAUUAAAUAGUAUUAGAACUUGUCAAGAGUAUUUAAGAUGAUCUCCCUCCUCUCUUAAACAAAGAAGAAUCUAAUAAAGAAUUAUGGUAAAUUAAUCCAGAGAAAAAUCUAAUUCCCUCCUUGUCUACAGUUCUAUUGUAAGAAUUAGAGCGUUUUAACAUUUUACUCUCAACUAUGGGCAGAACAUUGUAAGGAUUGGCUUAAGCUAUUGAAGGUAUAGUGGUAAUGAGUCAAGAAUUGGAUAGCAUGUAUUAUUCACUAAUGAACAAUGAAGUUCCAAAGGUUUGGAAUAAAGUCGGAUAUUUGUCGUUGAAGGGUUUGGCAUCAUGGAUUAGAGACUUGAAAGAAAGAGUGAAGUUCAUGUCGGAAUGGCUUGUUACAGGAGGACCUAAUUGUUUCUGGAUAUCAGGGUUCUUUUAUCCUUAAGGAUUUUUAACUGGUGUUUUAUAAACUCAUGCUCGUAAGACAGCCAUAGCUAUUGACAACCUUGUUUUCUCAUUUAAAGUGUAGGAAUUUGAGAAGGAACAAUGUUCAAUCAAACCAGUUGAUGGUGUAUUUAUUUAUGGGCUGUUCUUAGAAGGGGCUCAAUGGAAGAAGAAAUGUCUGGCUGAUCUUAAUUUUGGUCAAAUGAGUAUGUUGAUGCCAGUGAUCCACUUCUUACCUUUACAAUAGGACAAAUAUUAAUCGAGAUCUGAUAAUUAUAGUUGUCCUGUUUACAAAACAUAAACUAGAGCUGGUGUGUUAUCCACUACAGGACAAAGUACAAAUUACGUUUUGGCUGUGGAUUUACCAACUUUAGAUUAACCUCCUGAUUAUUGGACAUUAAGAGGAACAGCACUUAUUUGUGCACUUAAAGAAUGA
This is a messenger RNA of Paramecium tetraurelia, 1947 nucleotides long. RefSeq lists its product as uncharacterized. The record is from RefSeq and is a predicted model, not a curated record. Gene Ontology annotation, molecular function: minus-end-directed microtubule motor activity; dynein light intermediate chain binding; dynein intermediate chain binding. Gene Ontology annotation, cellular component: dynein complex. Gene Ontology annotation, biological process: microtubule-based movement. The transcript is spliced from 4 exons. NCBI's taxonomy places the organism in Eukaryota, Ciliophora, Oligohymenophorea, Peniculida, Parameciidae.